This is a messenger RNA of Sphaeramia orbicularis (orbiculate cardinalfish), 3837 nucleotides long. RefSeq names its product pantothenate kinase 4 (inactive) (gene pank4). The record is from RefSeq and is a predicted model, not a curated record. Gene Ontology annotation, biological process: coenzyme A biosynthetic process. Lineage: Eukaryota; Metazoa; Chordata; Actinopteri; Kurtiformes; Apogonidae. The transcript has 20 exons. Bases 8 to 2365 code for a protein of 785 amino acids. Gene Ontology annotation, molecular function: ATP binding; pantothenate kinase activity. Gene Ontology annotation, cellular component: nucleus; cytosol.
GUCGACCAUGGCGGAAUGUGGUCGAGUUGACAGUAGCACAAGUAGACAUACCAUGGAUAAAAGCAUUACUCUUCCGCCCGACGAAAUUUUCCGCAAUUUGGAAAACGCAAAGCGCUUCGCAAUAGACAUAGGUGGAUCUCUCACAAAGCUUGCCUACUAUUCAACAGUACAACACAAAGUGGCCAAAGUGCGAUCUUUCGACCACACCGCAAAGGAGGCUGCCAGUGACAAGCUGUAUGAAAUCUCAGUGCAAGAAGAAGUCACUGCACGCCUGCACUUUAUCAAGUUUGAAAAUGCUUACAUCGAAACAUGCUUGGACUUUAUCAAAGACCAUCUGGUCAACACAGAGACCAAAGUUAUCAAAGCCACUGGAGGAGGGGCACAUAAGUUUAAAGAACUCAUUGAGAAGAAACUCGGACUCAAAGUGGACAAAGAGGAUGAGAUGACCUGCCUUAUCAAGGGCUGCAACUUUGUGCUGAGGAACAUCCCCCAUGAGGCUUUCGUGUACGCCAAGCACGCUGACUCUGAGUUCCGCUUUCAGACCACUCAUCCAGAUAUCUUCCCUUAUCUGCUUGUAAACAUUGGCUCUGGGGUGUCCAUAGUUAAGGUUGAAUCGGAGGACAAAUUUGAGCGAAUUGGUGGAAGUUCAAUAGGUGGAGGUACAUUUUGGGGACUCGGAGCAUUGUUAACCAAAACAAAGAGAUUUGAUGAGCUACUACAGUUGGCCUCUAAAGGGCAACAUACAAGUGUUGACAUGCUUGUCAAAGACAUCUACGGAGGAUCUUAUGGGUCCCUGGGCUUGACUGGAGAUCUUAUUGCGAGCAGUUUUGGAAAGUCUGCAACUGCUGAAAAAGAGUUCUCUAAAGAAGACAUGGCCAAGAGCUUACUCCACAUGAUCAGCAACGACAUCGGGCAGCUGGCCUGUCUGUAUGCCAAGCUCCACAACCUGUCCAGAGUAUAUUUUGGAGGCUUCUUCAUCAGAGGACACCCUGUGACCAUGCACACCAUCACCUACAGCAUCAACUUCUUCACCAAGGGUGAAGUUCAGGCUUUGUUUCUAAGACAUGAAGGCUACCUUGGAGCCAUUGGAGCAUUUCUUAAAGGGGCAGAGGAAGACAAUCCAAACCAGUACAGCUGGGGGGAGAAUUACGCUGGAAGCUCAGGCCUGAUGAGCGUUUCUCCAGAUAUGAAUCCAAUGCAACGUGCACGUAGUGGAACGUUUCCCUUCGACAUGUUGGAGAUGGAUCGUCUGGAGAGGCAGCUGGUGAAUUUGCCUCUGUUGCAGGAUCCCUCGUCUUACAUCCCUGACACUGUUGAUCUCACAGAGGAUGCUCUGGCCCGUGAAUACUGGCUCUACUGCUUUGAGGAGGCUCUAGAUGGGGUGGUCAAAAGAGCAGUGGCGAGCCAACCCGACAUGCCAGAGGCUGCAGAGAGAGCGGAGAAGUUCCGUCAGAAGUACAGACACAAACUCCAAACCCUCCGCCACCAGCCGUUUGCUUAUGGAUCCCUCACUGUCAGAAGUCUGUUAGACACAAGGGAACACUGUUUAAACGAGUUCAACUUUCCUGAUCCCUACUCUAAGAUUAAACAAAGAGAGAACGAUGUCGCUCUGAGGUACUACCAGAAGGCCGUGAAGUCCCUGGAAAAGUUGAGCUGGGAAGAAAGGCAGUUCGCACUGGUCAGGGGCGUCCUGGCUGGUAAUGUCUUUGACUGGGGAGCUAAGGCUGUUUCAGAUGUCCUGGAGUCUGACCCUGAGUUUGGUUUUGAAGAAGCUAAACGGCAGCUGGAAGAACGGCCAUGGCUUGUUGAUUGUUAUGACCAGUGGUUUGAGCGAAUAAAGGGUCCUCCUCAUAAGUGUGCCUUGUUUUUCGUAGAUAAUAGUGGAGUAGACAUCAUUCUAGGGGUGAUGCCUUUUGUCAGAGAGCUUCUCUCUCGAGGAACAGAGGUUGUGUUGGCCAGCAACUCUGGCCCAGCUUUGAAUGAUGUAACAAACGGCGAACUGCAAAUUUUGACAGAAAAAAUUGCUGCAAUGGAUUCAGUGAUACAGGCUGGGCUGAAGGAGGACAGGUUGACGUUGGUGCAGAGUGGUUCCAGUUCCCCCUGCCUGGAUCUAAGCCGUCUGGACAAAGUGCUGGCGACAGUGGUGCGGGAGCGGAAGACCGACCUGGUGAUUAUUGAGGGAAUGGGCCGAGCCAUUCACACCAACUACUACGCCAUGCUCAGCUGUGAGAGCCUCAAGAUGGCUGUCAUCAAGAACUCGUGGCUGGCCGACCGACUGGGGGGGAAGCUGUUCAGUGUGGUCUUCAAGUACGAGGUACCGGCUGGGAGACCUAGCCUGGACUCCACAGCACUGACGCCAUCAUGAGCGGGAUAGGACGCUGAAGUCAUGCAACCAGAACGAAUAAGCUCAGAAUGUAAGGGUGACGGUCACAUACUACCACUGAGUGAAAGCUGAGGGUAUUAUGUCGGUACGGUUUAAAGGUAAAGGGUCACUAAUGCAGUGAUAUUACGGUUUAUUUUGAUUUUAGUCCUGGGUUCAUGAAAAUAACUAUAAUUUCUUUCUCUGUCCAACAUUCUGCACCGUCACUUAGUUUGCUUCUGUCAUUACUGCCUAUUGAUUUCUCUCAGCACCAGGAGUAUGUCGUCAUCACCGGCUGCGUUCAGUAAACUCUGAUAGAGUGAUAUGACAGUCAAGAGCUUCAGUUUGUAGUCACAUGUAUUCCAAACAGAAGUAUUUUCUAAAAGUGUGCAUGAGUCGUAGACAUGCUGCCAAUGCACAACACUGUCCGCCCACAUGGGGAAAUGACAUUUUUUUUGACUGGUGUGUGUUUGUAAGUAAGACAGAGAGUGUGAGUGAGUCACACAAGGGUAAUUACAGCUUUUAGCAGCAACACUUCUUUUUUUUUUUUUACAUAAAAUGUGUUUAAUGUGCCUUGAGGCUGAUGUGAUAAAAGCAUCAUUCACUCAGAAGUCAUUUAGUUUGAUUUGAAUUCCUGUUAAAGGCUGCAGUACUCUUAAAAAAAAAAAAAAAAAAAGGCUUAAUUUCUUGCAGUCUUACACCAUAGACGUGGAAGAAUCAGCGGAUUUCCUCUUUAUCAUUACUGCCAGUAAAUGAGCUGAGAUUAGCAAACGAAUCAAGAUCACUGUCACUUGUGUAGCUGUUAAAGUGACAUCAGGGAAAACGUUUUAUCAGUGAGAGUAGCAGCACUUUAUUCAAGCGAUCGUUUCAGCUGUGUUCCUCCACAAGGUGGCAGUAUUCUACUGUGAUGUAGAUUUUCUAAUUUUCUCCAGUCUUUCCCAAGGUGCUUGGUGUCGAGAUUAACAAUGCAUACUUCAGGUUAAAAUAGUCUAACUGUUUCCGAUCAAAGCAUCACAUGGAGCUUUUUGUCACUGAGCUGGCCGUGGCAUUUGGCCCAUGGGUUUACUGUAUUUAAGUGGCAUGUGCAAGUUCAAACACAAUCAAAAAUGCAAACAUUUGAAGGCAAUAAAACUGCAGCAUCUGUAUGUAACAAACAUAAAGCACUGUGCGAUUGUAAAAGUGGCUGACUGUAUCGGUGAUUUCGUCUUUUCAACAACACACCCAUAGCUUAAACGAAAGCAGGAUCGGAUCUUACAAGUCUCGCCUCGCUCUGAAAAUACUACCCAAAGUUCCAGUUGCUUUACAUGUGGACUCACAUCGCAGUAUUGUAUCUGUCAUUUGUACAUAUAUGUGACAUACAAGUGUGUAUAUGUAUAAAAUUCAUUUGCAUCAUUUCAGUUAAGCACACCAAGCACAAUUUUUGUGUGUUAUUCUUCUGACAAUCGAUUUUAAUUAAAUGGUGAGAACCUUUAUUUUAA